Messenger RNA from Megalobrama amblycephala (Wuchang bream), 2650 nucleotides. RefSeq names its product membrane-spanning 4-domains subfamily A member 4A-like. The record is from RefSeq and is a predicted model, not a curated record. The transcript has 8 exons. Gene Ontology annotation, cellular component: membrane. NCBI's taxonomy places the organism in Eukaryota, Metazoa, Chordata, Actinopteri, Cypriniformes, Xenocyprididae. The coding region runs from base 1408 to 2199 and encodes 263 amino acids.
CGGGAAAAAUAUUGGUAAACAGAUACAUCGGUCGAUCACUAGUUCUUUUUAGGUUUUCUGAACUGCUUCCAUACCAGGGACCCCAAGAGCAUGAUCAGCUCAGUGAGGAGUUCCUUGAAUAUCAAUUGAUAGACAUCCCCAAGACCCAGCCACUUUCGACACUAGAUUUUUGGGGGGAAUAUGUCAUCAAUGAAGAAUAGGGUAAGAGAUAUUCUACACCCUUUGACAUCUACUUAAUCAAAUUAAUGAAUACUAAUAAAAAAUUAAAGAGAUUUAUUUUUGGUUUAUGUUUUUUUAAAAGUGACCAGCAGUCACUUUUAAAAAAGAUUUGGUAGGCUGUCUAAGAUUUCCAAACUGGUUUUAGUUCUUCCCCACUUGAAUGCAGAUGCAGAGAGAGUGUUCUCCAUGGUGGGUUUGAACAAAACCAAAACUAGAAACAGUUUGGCUCUGGAUGGGACUUUAUCAUCCAUCAUGACAGUGAAAAUGGCUGGCCUUGAGCCCCCUACCCCUGUCAUCAAGCCAUCAAAACUUGUAACAAACUCUUACAACACAAAACACCAAUCAUAAGCUCUCUCGCACAUAUUCUUGGCACCCUUUCUCAUUUAGCUGUGUUUGGACUAGUUGACAAUUAUGCCAUUCCAACAGUCAGAUGGAUGACAUAAUUAGAAACAUCACGGCACAACUAGAUAACAUUUUAAAUAAUCACUCUAGUAAAUCUAGGCGAUUUUAAAACUGUGGCUAUGUUUGUUCAAGUGUGAAACACAACACUCAGAGGUGAUUACAUGUGCCGUGUCUGUAAUGUAGCCCUCGAAGUUCACCUUAUCGCUAGAGUAAACAGUAACAGAAAACCCAACAGGAUAAUGGGAUCAUUGAAACCAUGACCCCAAUAGUCACAUGUUAGUGGAAUGAUAUUUGUUUUGUUUUUUAAAUUCAAAACUGUAUCAAACCAGUAAAGUUUAAAUGCUUUGUUUUGGAACAAUGAUUAUGUGUGAAAAUUGACUGAAAUUAAUUUGAAAAGAGGAGAAUGAAUGUUAACUAAAGAAUGUCAACUAAAGAGUAUUACCUGCUGUCACUAUGAAAUUUUAAAUCAUGCUGUGCUGAUCAUCAUUAUUUCGAUCACAUUUUGUUUUACAGUAUUUACAUGCAGAUUACUUGCUAUGAAGUACAACAUAAACACAUUUAUGAAUAUUUCAGUUAAUUAUUGUCCUUUGUGCCAGUUUUACCACCCCUCUUAACCACCUGAUCUCCACCUGAUUCCCAUUUCAUUCUGGGAAACAGUAUCAGCAGUUUCUCUUAUUACAUCUUACUUACAUCGGCUCAUCUCAGAAGAGUGAACUCAACUAGAGUGUGGUAAACCAACUGAAGAGAAGAUUUAUUUUCCGGUCAAUUUCAGAUUCAGAAACAAUAAUGUCUCAAACUGUCGUACCCGUGACCUCUUCGACGCUCGUCAUCCAGUUUCAACCACCAACACAAACAACAGCAGCUGGAACUGGGACAAAUGCUCCUGUGCCUGUUUAUGUACAACAGCCAGCAGGAGUUUCACCUUUUCAUGGACUUCAGGCAUUUCUGAAAGGCCAACCAAAAGCCCUUGGAACUGUCCAGAUAAUGAUUGGUCUGUUGACUCUCCUGUUGGGAAUUGUGUCUACAAUUUAUGCAGAUUCCAUCACUGUCAUUAGUGGUAUUCCUUACUGGGGAUCUCUCAUCUACAUUUCCGCAGGCUCACUCUGCAUUGCUGCAGAAAACAAACUGAAUUCACCCUCCAAUUUGUGUUUGGUGAAAGGUUCACUUGGAAUGAACAUUUUCAGUACUAUAACUGCAAACAUUUCCUUCAUCGUAAUUUCAAUGGAUUUGGGUCUAGGGCCAUUGAACGUGUACAAUUGGUGCAGUGAUUAUUCUUGUUAUUAUAUUGAGGACAAGUAUAAGACUCUCUUCUUUGGAAUCAGUAGUGUAUCAUUAAUAUUCGCAGUCCUUGAGUUUAUCAUCUCCAUCUACCUGUCAGCAUUUGCCUGUAAAGCCACCUCCUGCUGCUGUUGUACUCCACAGGUGGCGUUUGUUCCACAAGUUUUACCUCAACAGCACUGUUGUUUUGGGCACAAUCACUUCCAUAAUCUUAACAACCCAGAGAUAUCUGUGAUCAGCAACCCUGCCAUGCAUCACCUUCCUGCAGAAAUUCCUCCACAAUACAGUGAAUUUAAGUAAAUAUUAAUACAGAGUCAACAAAGUUGAGUUCCUGCAGUUGUAUGAAAUGCUUUUGUGGGUUUUCCCAGUGAUUUCCUGUCCUUUAUCUUUCAUUAAAAAGAGAACAUGACAGCAAAGGAAAAAAUCCUUUGAUCAGAUAAUAAUGAUUAAGUAAAGACACAAAUAUCUGUAAACAAUAACUAUUCAAGACAUGAUUUUUUUUCUUUAGUAAAGUCAAGAAAUUUGCCUGAUCAUUAAUGAAACUGGAUUACUUGUUUUGCACAACUAAUUAAUACAGUAUAAUCUGUAAAAUAAAAGUAUACUGAAUAAAAAAUGGCUUAUUCUUGUCUCUUGUUUUUUGAUCUCUCAAUUCUAGGUUAAUAGCAAAAAAUCAUAUUAGACAUUUUAUAAACAUUUGUCACUAUUUGCAUUUGAAUCUAAUUUAUAUCUAAUAUAUAUAUAUAUAUAUAUA